Spinacia oleracea (spinach) is the source of this 2850-nucleotide messenger RNA. Its product is annotated as probable hexosyltransferase MUCI70. The record is from RefSeq and is a predicted model, not a curated record. The transcript is spliced from 9 exons. Lineage: Eukaryota; Viridiplantae; Streptophyta; Magnoliopsida; Caryophyllales; Amaranthaceae. Bases 787 to 2550 code for a protein of 587 amino acids.
UGAUAAUUGAUGUCCCCUUUCUCUCUAUGCUUUUUCUCUUAAAUUAAAUUAAAAAAUAUAUUAAAUUCCUAAUCAUGUUAAGACUCUUGAGUCCUAAACCAAACCAAAUGAAGAAUCCUGGAACUCACAUGUCGCACCUUACCACGUUUCUUUAUAAUUUUUUUUUAAAGUUUUUAUAGUUUUUCAAACAUGAUAGUAAUUCCAGAAUUAUAUUUAUGGUAAUAUUAUGUACUGUUUUAUUUUUAAUUAAUUUAUUUAAAUAUUUUUCCAAGUUGAUCUCAUAAAUACCCUCACAAAAAUAAUUUGUAUCGUGAGCUGUAAGCUGUGUGAUCUUCUUCCCUCGUUCAGAUUUGUAAUCUCCAAAUCCGGGUUUGUUUUUGAUUUCCAUAAACCCUAAAAAAGCCCGAACUAGAGAUAUAUAAAUUACAAAUUAUAGUUCAAUCAUAUGAUUUAAUUAGACAACAUCUCGUGAUUGAUUGGUCAAUUGUUGUACAAAUUUCUCUCUCAUUCGUUGUUUUUCAAGUGAGUUUGUACUUAAUUUCAACUUACAUUGAUUGAUUGAUCCAGAAUCCACUUUUUGAUUCUUUGCUAGUUUGAAGCAAUUAAAAAAAACUGAGUUUUCUGAAUUGGGUUGUGCCGAAAGAGUGAUUGAGAUCUCAUCAAAGUUUGGAUCUUUAGGACUGUUUUUGGAUUGAUUUGAGCAAAUUUGGAGGUGGGUUUUUGAUUAUACAGAGAGAAGAAAAGGGCAAUGAGAAGUGAGCCUGAAAAUUGGAAGAAGAAGACACAAUGAGUGGAGGCUCAUUGGGUCUGGGUUUGCGUUCCGCAAGUUAUGGAUCAUUGCAACUACAACUGCAAAGUAAUUUGUUACCAAAUCAAUCUCCAUCGCCUUCGCCGCCGCCACCUCCGCCGUUCUCCCGGAAACCGGCCAAGAUGAUGAAGGAAAAGGAGAGGUUGUUUCAUUGGCUUUACAAGUUUGUUGGCCGGAAAAAGGUUGGCAUGCUGUUUCUCUGUCUGGUAUCUGCGGCAGUUUUUGUUUGGGUCCUGUAUGUUGGCAAAGGUGAAGAUUCCAGAGGAACCGAAGGUCCUACAAGUAUUACUUUUAAUAACAGAACAUCUGCACGUAAUGAACAAAUAAAGUACGAUCUUCCAAGUAACAGCACACUUGCAAGCGUUAAAUCUUCUCUAACUAAUGCAGCGCUAGCUAUGAGAUACUUCACGGGAUAUACACUUCCUUCUGAUAAUCCAUGUGAACACUUUGCAUUACCACCUCCACCGGCUGAUAAGAAACGAACUGGACCUCGACCUUGUCCAGUUUGCUACCUUGAUCAGAAGCAAGCUAUUGGAUUAAUGCCAGAUGCACCAUCAUUCUCUCCUGUCCAUAAUUUAACAUAUGUUUAUGAGGAGGUUUCAUCAAAAACUGAGUUUGGAGGCUCUGAGUUUGGUGGAUAUCCUUCCCUGAAACAAAGGGAUGAUUCUUAUGAUAUAAGAGAGUCCAUGAAUGUACAUUGCGGUUUUGUCAAAGGACAAAAACCAGGUCGUGGGACAGGUUUUGACAUCGAUGAUGCUGAUCUUGCUGAUAUGGAACAGUGCAAUGGAAUAAUUGUUGCCUCGGCAAUCUUUGGAAACUAUGAUAUACUUCAACAGCCCAAAAAUACCAGUGAAGAUGCGAAAAAAAAUGUUUGCUUCUUCAUGUUUUUGGAUGAGGAAACUGAAGCAGCUAUGAAGAAUGCUAGUGUUCUGGAUGGAAGCAAUAAGGCAGGGUUAUGGAGAAUUGUUGUUGUUCAUAAUCUUCCUUACACAGAUCCAAGGCGCAAUGGCAAGAUUCCAAAGCUUCUACUUCACAGAUUGUUUCCUAAUGCUCGUUAUUCUAUAUGGGUGGAUGGGAAACUUGAACUCGUAGAGGAUCCGUAUCGAAUUCUUGAAAGAUUUUUGUGGAGACAAAAUGCCACUUUUGCAAUAUCCAGACAUUAUAAACGUUUCGAUGUUUUUGAGGAAGCUGAAGCGAAUAAAGCUGCUGCAAAGUAUGACAAUGCCUCAAUUGAUUUUCAGAUUGAUUUUUACAAAAAGGAAGGAUUGACGCCAUAUUCUUUGGCUAAGCUUCCGAUUACAAGUGAUGUCCCUGAAGGAUGUGUUAUACUCCGGGAGCAUGUCCCAAUCUCUGAUCUUUUCAGUUGUUUAUGGUUCCAUGAGGUUGAUCGAUUUACUUCCAGAGACCAAAUUAGUUUCUCAACUGUAAGGGAUAAUAUUAAGAAGAAGGCGAAUUGGACUGUCAGCAUGUUCUUGGACUGUGAAAGGCGCAAUUUUGUUGUCCAGGGUUACCAUAUGGAUGUGUUAAAGCAAAAGCAAGCAGCAGCAUUAGGUGCUCGGCGUCUUGUUCCAGUUGCUCUUUCCCUUCCUCCUCCUUCGCCUCCUCCUUUGCUGCCUCCCCCACCUCCAGCAACUCGAUACGAAACCCCUCCAAAUCGACGGAGAGGAAGAGGUCGAAGACGGAACCGUAAGGUUGCUGCCGGAGCUACUGAGAUAGGCAGAGUCGUCACAGGCACAGAUUGAGGUCAAUUUUUUGUUUAGGCAAACAAAUUAUACAGAUAGUUUAUGGUUUCGCCGUCCCUGCAUUAAGAGGAAAAGAACCUCUUCCCCCAACUUCAUUGCGCAGGGCUUGGUAAACUGUCCAAUUCAGGAAAAAGUGUUGUACUUUUUAUUAUCUUCAUUUACACAGUUAUUACUGUUAUUAUUUUUUUCCCUUGAAGAAAAAGAAAGAGGUAAAGAACAGAAGGGAAUUGUUAUUCAUUUUUUUUGUAUAUAUAAGAUACCACAUUUAUUUUAAUAAAAUUUUCAUUUGAGUUUACAUAA